Messenger RNA from Exophiala oligosperma, 1562 nucleotides. RefSeq lists its product as uncharacterized. The coding region runs from base 434 to 1474 and encodes 346 amino acids. Gene Ontology annotation, cellular component: Gtr1-Gtr2 GTPase complex; fungal-type vacuole membrane; nucleus. NCBI's taxonomy places the organism in Eukaryota, Fungi, Ascomycota, Eurotiomycetes, Chaetothyriales, Herpotrichiellaceae. Gene Ontology annotation, molecular function: GTP binding; GTPase activity. Gene Ontology annotation, biological process: regulation of autophagy; positive regulation of TOR signaling; cellular response to starvation. The record is from RefSeq and is a predicted model, not a curated record. The transcript is spliced from 5 exons.
CUCUGUGCCUCCCCCGUGUAAUCCCCAGACAUCCACGAGGAAGAGACAUAGAUACAGCAUUUCCUGUUGCUGGUCUUUGCUGUUGUGCUCUUCCGAACGAAAAGUGGUGACAUCGCGACAUCAUCGACUUCGGCAGCUUAAUCGAUGAAAGCUUUACAAAGAGAAUACGACUUCAGGACAACUAAGUCACUGUGCACAAAAUGUUUACCUCAUAACAGCCAGAAGCACGCCCAAUGAAGAGUCCUGCGUAGGCUCACCAGCUCACAAAACAACUCCUCCUGGCUCUCCAUCGCACCGAGCUCUCGAAAUCCUUUCCACAACUCCUCCCGGCUCGCCACCAUCACUUAGGUUGAGCCUGCUUUCCCUCAACAAGCCCGACACUCUCAAAUCGACCUCGAAUCCAACUAGCAAAGUUGAAGGCAACGUCUUCGCAAUGGAUAAAAAGCUGCGCCAGAACAAACCUCGGCUCCUGCUGAUGGGACAGCGACGAAGCGGCAAAUCCUCGAUAACUAGUGUGGUUUUCCACAAAAUGCCUCCCCAAGAGACUCUUUUCCUCGAAUCCACGACACGUAUCCAGAAAGACUCGGUAAGGUCAUUCAUGGACUUCCAAGUGUGGGAUUUUCCUGGUCAACUUGACUAUUUUGAUCCUACAUUCGACACUACAGAAAUCUUCUCGGAAAUUGGUGCCCUUGUCUGGGUCAUUGACGCACAAGAUGACUACAGUGAUUCUUUGAAUCGGCUCACCACCACAAUCAUAAAUCUCCAAAACACAUUCCCCCACAUCAAUGUUGAGGUGUUCGUCCACAAAAUCGACAGUCUCAACGAAGAGCUACGCUCCGACAUCUAUCAAGACAUUGUUCAACGUGUCAAUGAUGACCUCAGCGAUGCCGGAUACAUCAACCCCAACAUCACGUAUCACUUGACAUCCAUCUAUGACCAUUCCAUCUUCGAAGCUUUCAGUAAAGUCAUUCAGAAGCUCAUUCCCCAGCUCAACACACUCGAAAACCUCCUUACUAUCCUCGUCAAUAACUGCGGAAUGGCGAAAGCGUACCUAUUCGACAUUCUCAGCAAGAUCUAUGUUGCCAGUGAUAGCGGCCCGAUCGAUAUGGAAGUCUACGAGAUGUGUUCGGAUUACAUAGACGUCAUUGUGGACAUCACGGACAUCUACGGAUAUGAACGCAGUCACAACGUGGUGCUGGGAGAACAGAUGCAGGAAGCAGAAUCUUCAGUCACCGUACAUGAUGGAACGAUGAUCUACUUGAAGGAGAUGAAUCGGUACCUCUGCCUAGUGUCUGUAAUAAAGAAUGAUGAGGCAAGGGAUAAGAAGGGUCUAAUCGACUACAACUGCCAUAUCUUCCAGGAUGCGCUUAAUGAGGUCUUUGCCCGAAACUGGGAGAAGGACAAAGCAGUCACGAAUGGAAAUGGCGAGCAGCAAGCCGAUGCUGAUGCUAAUGCUGAUGCUGCAUCGGCGUAGACUCUGCAUUGACUCCGUACUGGAUUCGAUGAUUGAGGAGUACAUAGUCCUAGAAGUCAAUUGAUAAUGUUGCACAGGUGAAGAUGAA